Haemonchus placei is the source of this 351-nucleotide messenger RNA. The record is from the annotation of a GenBank genome assembly. NCBI's taxonomy places the organism in Eukaryota, Metazoa, Nematoda, Chromadorea, Rhabditida, Trichostrongylidae.
AUGCUAAAAAUGCUCACAUUUGUCUUCAGUGGCGCUGGUAAAACCACCUUGCUGAACACAUUCCUCAAUCGAAAUCUGAAAGGACUCCGAGUAGAAGGACGUGUAGAGAUCAACGGAAAUGUGAUUGGCCGAGAAAUAACUGCCAUAUCUGGUUAUGCCCAGCAAGAGGAAAUGUUCGUAGGCACACUCACCGUUCAAGAGUAUCUAUCGAUUCAGGCACGUCUUCGCACAAAUCUGUCGCCGGAGAGGCGGGAGAAGCGUGUCAAUGUGAUUUUGGCUCAACUCGGGCUCACGAAAUGUCAGAACAACCGCAUCGGAGUCGCAGGUGUUCGAAAAGGAAUAUCAGGUUAG